Perkinsus marinus ATCC 50983 is the source of this 411-nucleotide messenger RNA. RefSeq lists its product as hypothetical. The transcript has a single exon. Lineage: Eukaryota; Perkinsozoa; Perkinsida; Perkinsidae. The record is from RefSeq and is a predicted model, not a curated record. The annotation marks the transcript as partial.
GUACCCUGGAGGAUCCGCCUGUCGUUGAUCCCUGGUUCCCUUAUAGUCAUGCAAGAUGCCUCCGCCCCUGAUGCCGAGCCCCCAUCGUGGCCCUCUAAGAUGGCAGCUGCUGCCAAUAACGAUUCUCUGAAUAACAUGCACGUCAUUGCCCCCCAGACCCCCGCUCCGACAACGGCAGCGUUCUUAUCGGAUGACUGGGAGUCCCCACCGCCUGGUGAUGAUACACCGGUUUCCAAUCAAGUGAUUCGGAUGCUGUCCGGGGCGAGAGCCGUUCUACGGAGCUAUUCGGCUGCCCCUGCUGGAGGCCUCGUCGCUACUGGUUUGGUCAUUGAGUAUGGCACACUCGGGGCCCUUGGUCGUGAUCUGCACCAGUUGGUUCGAAUGGCUGAGUGGAUCUACCAGGCGAGGAUG